Molecule: messenger RNA, 2762 nt
Organism: Solanum dulcamara
Lineage: Eukaryota; Viridiplantae; Streptophyta; Magnoliopsida; Solanales; Solanaceae
Exons: 9
Coding region: 281-2470 (729 amino acids)
Biological process (GO): RNA 3'-end processing
Molecular function (GO): nucleotidyltransferase activity
Source: RefSeq, a predicted model, not a curated record
UUCCAGCUCCAUUAGAAAAAAAAAACAAGAAUGAAAACGUGGCCUUAUUCCCUUUCUCUCCUGUUCUCACUGGGAGUAAUUGGAGUGAUGAUUUCAAGAAAUACAAGCUCAGUCUGCUUCCAUAACUUGUACUUUGUUCUAUGUUUUCUAGUACAUUUCUGCUCCAUUCUUCAUUGUUUAUGACAAUGGGUUUUCAACCCCCCCCCCUCUUUUUCUUUUGAGCUAAGGAUAAGCAUUUGAGUGGAAAGAUCAUCAUCAGAUUCCUAUUUCUCCCAAGGCCAUGGUGUAUCGCGUUAAAGUUAUUCGUAAGAGAGCAGAGAGGCUUGAACGGAAGCGAGUGCAAAACUAUAAAGUGCACGCGGAGCGACUAUCUGCAUUUGAAGAAUUGCUUAAUGAGAUUUAUACAGUUUGCCGCCCUAAACCAAGUGAUUAUGAAGUUAGGAAAGAUUUGAUUUCUGCUUUUAAUGAGAUAGCAAAGGAUAUCUAUGGAUGUUCUGGUAAUGUUCCUGUUGUGGAGGAGUUUGGAUCUUUUGUAAUGGAUCUAUUCCAUUCAAAGAGUGACCUAGAUCUAUCUGUUAAUUUUGACAACAGUCCAGUUAAAUUUUCACGUGAGAAGAGGAUUCAAACUCUCAGGAAAUUUGCAAAGAAGUUAUAUGCACUUCAAACAUAUGGGCAUGUUUCUGGAGUUCAUCCAAUUACAGCUGCCAAGGUGCCGGUUCUGAAAGUUGUUGACUGUGGAACGAAAGUUGAGUGCGAUAUAUCAGUUGAAAACAGGGAUGGAGUUUCAAAGUCUAAGAUAAUCCACAUGAUUUGUUCACUCGAUGAAAGGUUUCAGAAGCUGAGCUUUUUGAUGAAAACUUGGGCAAAAGCGCAGAAUAUUAAUAGCUCAAAAGACAGAACUUUGAAUUCAUUAUCUGUAAUACUUUUGGUUGCUUUUCAUUUCCAGACACGAAAUCCUCCAAUACUUCCGCCAUUUUCUGCCAUAUUAGAAGAUGGCUGUGAUCCAGAUGCAGUGGCAAAGUCGUUGAAGAAGUUUGUGAACUAUGGGAAGAGGAACAAAGAGUCGGUGGCUGAGCUGCUAGUUACACUGUUAAUCAAGUUAUUAUCGAUUGAGAAACUAUGGGCCAAAGGGUUAUGUGCAAGCACCUAUGAAGCAUCUUGGCUAUCUAAAACAUGGGACUCCAAAGUUUGCUGCAUCAGUGUUGAGGAUUUCACUGAUCGGUCUCAAAAUGUUGCAAGGGCUGUUGGGAAAGGAGAAGUAAAACGCAUAUACAAGUGUAUCCAGCGUACUAGCAAAUACAUUUCUGCUUUUAUGGAUGGCCUUGUCGAAAUACCCACAUUAAAAUAUCAGUUGUUUGGCCAUGCUGCUCCCUUUCAAGAAGGUUCUGAGACAAGGAACAUUAAAGAAGAUGGAAAUACAGUCACUCUUCCUUGUAGAGAUAUCAAGAAUAAGGAGGAUCAACUUAAAGAAGGCCAGUCGGCUAAACCUUCUGAACCUAUCGCGAAAAAAAGAAAAUGGUCUACCGAAGGUUGGGAAGGAUCAACUUCAGUGAGCUGUGGACAGUCCAAAGGAAAAUGGUCUACUGAAGGUUGGGAAGGAGUACGUUCAGCGAGUUGGGCACAGUCCAAGGAGGACGGUGGACCACCCGAUUCUCCCUGGUCAAAAGGAAAAUGGUCUACUGAAGGUUGGGAAGGAGUAUGUUCAGCGAGUUGGGGACAGCCCAAGGAGGAUGGUGGAGCACCCGACUCUCCCUGGUCAAAAGGAAAAUGGUCUACUGAAGGUUGGGGACAGCCUAAGGAGGAUGGUGGAGCACCCGACUCUCCCUGGUCAAAAGGAAAAUGGUCUACCAAAGGUUGGGAAGAAUUAACUUCAGUGAGUUGGGGACGGUCAAAAGGAAAAUGGUCUACUGAAGGUUGGGAAGGAGUAUGUUCAGCGAGUUGGGGACAGUCCAAGGAGGACGGUGGACCACCCGACUCUCCCUGGUCAAAAGGAAAAUGGUCUACUGAAGGUUGGGGACAGCCUAAGGAGGAUGGUGGAGCACCCGACUCUCCCUGGUCAAAAGGAAAAUGGUCUACCAAAGGUUGGGAAGAAUUAACUUCAGUGAGUUGGGGACGGUCAAAAGGAAAAUGGUCUACUGAAGGUUGGGAAGGAGUAUGUUCAGCGAGUUGGGGACAGUCCAAGGAGGACGGUGGACCACCCGACUCUUCCUGGUCAAAAGGAAAAUGGUCUACCAAAGGUUGGGGAAAAGCAUCUUCAGCAAAUUGGGGACAGUCAAACAGGGACGGUAUACUACCAGACUUUACCCGGAAAAAAAGAAAAAGAUCAGAAGAAACCCCGGGAGGAACUUCUUCUGCUCAAUGGUUGGGAAAAUCAGACACAAAAAGUUGGCCCAAAAGAAAGCAUAACAAUAAGUAUGCAUCUAAGGCUAAGUGGCAAAAAAUGCAGACAGGAGGUUGGGGAGGAAGCUAAAUGAACCAUGUGAUUCCGGAUGAAGUAGGUUGCACGUAUUUAGUUGGCUCAUCUGCAACAACUUUUACAUUCUUGCUAGGACUUAGGGAGUGUCUCGUAUGAGCUAGGUUUUAUCCUCUUGUUUUUGUACUGGUUGGUUAGGACAUUCUGUACAGAUUUACCUAAGCAAUGACCUAACAAGAUGGAAUGUUAACUGCUCAAAGUACAUUUGAUUUAUGUACCUUAUGAACAUCAAGGAAUUGAAAGAAAAAGGGAUUCUCGAGAAGCCAAUUCUCUCUCCCUAUUUACUUUA